AUGUCGGCGGUUCACGACGACGACACGGAUUACUCUGACCUCGACGAAGAGGCACCCUCAGCCGCGCCAGCCUCGCGACACCCCUCCGGACCAAAAAACCGAGAACGAUUGAGCGAAAGAACACCACUAUUGAGCACUUCACCACCUCCCCCAGCCUAUGCCGACGUGACAAGAUUGUACGGCACUCCACCAUAUGUCGCUCGGAACGAAUCGAGUAGUUUUCAGCCAGACCAAGCACGCUAUCAAGAUGCGACUACAUCGGCUCAUACGCCAACAGAGGAGCCACAGAGUAUGGGCGAUCCAGGACGUGAUCCCGAGGAUGGAAAGAAAUUGACCAAAAGACGCAACAUUUUGACAAACCGAAAGGCGCUUGCAUGCCUAGUCCUCGUUCUUGCGUGUUCUCUGAUCGGGCUAGUGACUGUAACGACAAUCAAGCACGAUAAAAGCCAGGAUUCAUGGUCAGGCACUGACGCGCUGCAUAGAGUAACGGAAACAACAGCGCUUCCCCCUGCUGACGGAUUCCCUCAUUACUGGAGAUGUAAUUACGGACAUGUCAGCGACCCCUCGACUUUCUCUUUCGAGUUCCCGCGUAGCUUCAGCUUUGUCGAAAUCACUGAAGGAGCACACAAUCCUUCUGGCGAUGUUAGUGGCCAGGUUCGAGUCUCGCUUGGAGAAGCGGACCAGAAAGAUCCUCUGAUGGUGGAGUUGCGAGUCGCAAAAUCAGCAGCCGCUCAGAACUCACACUUCCAGGUUGAUUAUACGGGCGAGAGCCUACGCUUGAAUGUACCUGCCUCCUCACCAAGCUAUGAAAGAGCUUGCAUGGAGAUUGACUUGAAUAUCUGGAUCAGACCGGGAACCCAGCUCGAGCACUUGGAAAUUGCAACCGAGCAUCUUGACAUCAGAAUCGAACCUGGUCUAUUUCCACCAUCCCUCGAAACCCCGCCAUCUGGCCAAGGCAGUGCAUAUUAUAUCAGUAACAGUACCGAUUUUAUUACGGUCGCGGGGUCUCUGUCCGCCGCAUACUGGGAAAGUGGCCGAGAAACUCGUAUAGACACUGUUUCAGGAAGCAUCAGCGGCCGCUUUGCUUUAAAGGAUGUCCUAUCAGUCAAAACAGUUUCGGGCAAUGUCAACAUAGACGUCGAACCAAAAGCAGAGAGCCCAACCGACCCUCGGCCUGCUUCAUUUUCUGCAGUCACUACCUCUGGAAGCAUCAAGGCCGUUUUCCCUAUGUCUGACACGAUUGCAGAGAUCCCACCACGUUUGUACCACACAAAGGUUGAUAGUAGAAGUGGAUCAGUGCGUGGAAACUACAUCCAUGGCAUUAACACUGAUAUUACCACCUCCAGCGGGUCCAUCGAUGUCAAUGUUUUACCAUACUCGACGAACAGCACUGGAAGUUGGCUGCGCACAGAGUCUGCUGUGGGAGGAAUUCAUGUCAACGUACUGCCAUCCUAUGAGGACCCACACCAUGUGAUGGGGUACCUAAGAAGUAUUCACAAGACCAAGUCUGGAAGUCUGCACGUCAAAUACCCUCAACAAUGGGAAGGAAAGAUUGAGGCGGUGACAAUGUCAGGAAGUGUCAAGCUUCGCGGAAAAGAUGUUGAGGUGUUGAAACGGUGGUCAGGACCUGUGGGAGCCCAUGUCGUUGCCAGAAAAGGAAAGGCUGGCAGUGCCAUCGACCUAAGCACCAGUUCAGGUAGCGUGGAUGCAACGAUAGGUGAAUUAUGA
This is a messenger RNA of Aureobasidium musti, 1728 nucleotides long. Lineage: Eukaryota; Fungi; Ascomycota; Dothideomycetes; Dothideales; Saccotheciaceae. The record is from the annotation of a GenBank genome assembly.